Molecule: messenger RNA, 840 nt
Organism: Lindgomyces ingoldianus
Lineage: Eukaryota; Fungi; Ascomycota; Dothideomycetes; Pleosporales; Lindgomycetaceae
Exons: 7
Coding region: 1-840 (279 amino acids)
Molecular function (GO): oxidoreductase activity, acting on NAD(P)H
Source: RefSeq, a predicted model, not a curated record
AUGACACCCGACAACCGCGUAUGGCCCUUGGAUGCGAAAAUGUUUCUUUCUGGAUAUGGAGGCGCUGGUCCGUUGAGCUAUCCGGUCGUAUUCGGGACAAGUGGAGUAGGAACUAUCGAGGAGCUGGAUGAAGGCGUAACAGGACUUGAGGUUGGUUACCGUGCGACACAACGGCGCGAGGGAACGUGGCAGCCGCUUGUCAUCUGCAAUGCUAAAAUAUUAGCCAGGAUAGGAGACCUUUCAUUUGAACAGGCUGUCUUGAUCGAUUACCCUCUGCAAACUGCUGUUGUAGUCUUCAAUCUUUUCCUAAGAACGGGAGAACCAAAUACUGGGAAAGGAGCAGUGGGAAGUUAUGCGGUGCAAUAUGCGAAAAAUACUAACAUAUGCCAGGUUGGGCAUACAGUAAUUGCCACGGCUUCUUCAAGAGAUGUAGAACGCCAGAAAGGGCUUGGUGCUUCUGAGGUGAUCGAUUAUAAAGCUCCAAAUGUUGUGGAUCAUCUUCGUUCACUUGGAUCUUACAAAUACCUGUUUACUGCUAGCGGUGAUUCCACAUCGCAGAAAGCGCUGACCUCUCUAUUGCAGGCACAAGGUGGUGGGCAAUUGGAUCACAAUGUUAAUCGGGUUUACCAGGCUUUUAGCCAAGCGGUUCAGAGGGAUCAGUACAGCGAGUCUCGCGCCUGGUGGUGCAAGGACUAUCUACUAAAGGUAUUGAGAGGGAACUUGGUUGAGCCGGUUAAAUUCACAAAACCAGGCAGAGGACUCACUGCCUUACAUCAAGCAAGCACUGAGGUUUUCGAAGGGAAAAUCAGCGGCAGAGUCGUUGUAAACCCUCAAGAGUAG